Molecule: messenger RNA, 174 nt
Organism: Letharia columbiana
Lineage: Eukaryota; Fungi; Ascomycota; Lecanoromycetes; Lecanorales; Parmeliaceae
Exons: 2
Coding region: 1-174 (57 amino acids)
Source: RefSeq, a predicted model, not a curated record
AUGGUCGGUGUCCAUGUCGAAUCUGACACCUUGGAACAACUAUGUAUCCGAUCUCUUUUCCAGAAAGCUCCCAAAACUUCCUGCGGGGGCUUCGGUGUGGACGUCCGACCAAUCUUCCGUCCAACAGGCACGCCGUCCCUCGAUCGACGGAACCGGGAAGCGAUGAUCGAUUGA